UACAUUACAGCUACACUCCGUCACUGAUGUCACACUUUGAUUCAGAAAGUUCCAGACGGUCUAGUGUUAGACGGAGCUCUAACUUGAAACACAGUAACUCCGUCCCUCUGCUCGACGAACAGACAUUCCCAGAACCUUUGUCAAUCAGUAAAGACAGCCAGUCUUCAGUUGGUUCUGAAACACCAAAAAUUGAGGACAGUGACGUUUAUCAGCGGUCAGUAUCUGUGCCAGUAGGCCUAAAUGAUACAUUAGGUCAGGUCCUACCGAUUCAUGCCGAUAGUCCUGCACGUGAACGUGCUCUUCCUUACACUUCUGAGGAGACAUUAGGCGCUAUUGGUUAUCAGAAAAAUUAUCAUACAGCUCAAAUGUCAACGUAUCAACGUUUAGCUUUGGAAAGCAAGCCAAUAGAUGGCGAGAAAGCUCCACCAUCGUGCAGUCUCACCGAAACCAAAGCUGACGGUGACGAAAAUGUAAACAAGCCUGUGAAUGUAAGAAUUUCGUAA
This is a messenger RNA of Limulus polyphemus (Atlantic horseshoe crab), 503 nucleotides long. RefSeq lists its product as uncharacterized. Lineage: Eukaryota; Metazoa; Arthropoda; Merostomata; Xiphosura; Limulidae. The transcript is spliced from 2 exons. The coding region runs from base 27 to 503 and encodes 158 amino acids. The record is from RefSeq and is a predicted model, not a curated record.